Lodderomyces parapsilosis is the source of this 180-nucleotide messenger RNA. RefSeq names its product snoRNP complex protein (gene NOP10). The transcript has a single exon. Gene Ontology annotation, biological process: rRNA pseudouridine synthesis; ribosome biogenesis; positive regulation of telomerase RNA localization to Cajal body. Gene Ontology annotation, cellular component: box H/ACA telomerase RNP complex; box H/ACA snoRNP complex. Gene Ontology annotation, molecular function: box H/ACA snoRNA binding; telomerase RNA binding. Lineage: Eukaryota; Fungi; Ascomycota; Pichiomycetes; Serinales; Debaryomycetaceae. The coding region runs from base 1 to 180 and encodes 59 amino acids. The record is from RefSeq and is a predicted model, not a curated record.
AUGCAUUUGAUGUACACUUUAGAUGCCGAUGGCAAGAGAAUCUACACUUUAAAGAAAAUCACCGAAUCCGGUCAAAUCACCGAUUCAGCCCAUCCCGCUAGAUUUAGUCCUGAUGAUAAAUAUUCAAGACAAAGAGUUACAUUGAAAAAGAGAUUUGGGUUGUUGCCAACGCAGAACUAA